Molecule: messenger RNA, 11391 nt
Organism: Galleria mellonella (greater wax moth)
Lineage: Eukaryota; Metazoa; Arthropoda; Insecta; Lepidoptera; Pyralidae
Gene: pan
Product: protein pangolin, isoforms A/H/I/S
Exons: 12
Coding region: 941-2521 (526 amino acids)
Biological process (GO): canonical Wnt signaling pathway; regulation of transcription by RNA polymerase II
Cellular component (GO): beta-catenin-TCF complex
Molecular function (GO): DNA-binding transcription factor activity, RNA polymerase II-specific; RNA polymerase II cis-regulatory region sequence-specific DNA binding
Source: RefSeq, a predicted model, not a curated record
GUUAUUUUUAUUUUAUAUUUCAAAUGUAGUUAUUAUUGUUAUUAUUUAUUUUAGAAAUUUAAAAAUUAUAAUGUAAAUAUUGACUUGCCAUUGCGUGACGAAAUCUGUUACAUUGGUUAAUAAAGAAAUAUGAAUAUAGUCGGUACCUGAAUGCAGCACAGAAAAACUAUAGUUACACUAACGGAUCACAUGAAAGGAUAAAAGAUGGUAAAAAAACAUGGCUUUGUUUCUCUUGCCUUGCUGGCAUUAAUAUUUAUUACCUUUUGUUCUAAUUCUAAUAAUAGUUUUCUAUUUAUAUGUCGUGUCAUUAUAGAAAAAAAAAAUGGUUACCGAAGAAAAUACAUUUGAAUUUAAACGGACUGCGUGCUCUUAUCUGAUCACAGAUUCCCAUUUAUUAUUUCAAAAUAUAAAUAUAAACCUAUUUUGAAUUAACAUAUUGGUUUAUAUGUUAACCUUCAAGAUGAGUUAAGCAGAUCAUACAACUAAUGUUCCCUCCAAUAAAUUGUCCUUUCCAUCGUUUCCUAUCUUCAUUCAUUCAUAGAAGUCUCAUUCAAUUAAUUUAUUUUUAGGCACAAAGUUAAAAACGACGAUUUUGGUGAUUCUUUUGCUGUCGAGUGCGAAAUCUCCCGUGCUAAUUUUGUAAGAAGCAAUUGAACCUGACACAAAGUCUAACGGAACACCUCAACAUUAGCAUUUUAAGUUCAACCUGACAAAAGUUAUCUGUGAUCUCAUUUUAGUUAGUAAAAACAAUCGCCUAAAUUAGAUUAAGUGGCAAGAACAUUCGGAACUCUAUAUAACAAAUGUUAGUUAAGGGUAUCCGGCUCGAAGGACCAAGUAAUUCAGAAUACAAAAUGGCGGCAUAGUGUUGUGAUGGAUGACAGAUAGUGGGAUUUUAGUUGGAGGAUGGGAUAAUGGGCGUUAGGGUGUUGGGAUCUUGAAGAUGCCGCAUGCGCACUCGAGUUCGGCUGCGAGCUCGGGCGGUGAUGACCUGGGCUCCACUGAUGAGGUCAAAGUGUUUAAGGACGAAGGUGACGGGGAAGACGAGAAGAGGAGCUCCGAGAACCUCUUGGAGGAGAAGUCUAGUCUUAUCGAUUGGACGGAGAGUGAGGAGAAAUCCGGCGAGCCUUAUUCCGGUAAAUUAUCGGUAAAGUCGGAUCUAAAUCCUGUUUUCGGUAAAUUUGAGCCUCACCCGGCCGCUAGUUUCAACAUGGGCUACCUCAUGGCACCGUACCCUUAUCCCAAUGGCGGAGCGCAUCCUCUUCCCGUAUCUAUGACCAGCAAGAUGGGCUUGCCAACAGGAGGCGGUCUAUCACUAUUUUGUCCUGGUGGUGAUCUGGGACAGCCACCGCCAGCCCACAUGGGCAUCCCCCCGCCUUACCAACUCGACUCCAAGUUAGCAGCAGGGUUGGCGCGGACCCCCAUGUACCCUUUUCCUGGGGGCACGUACCCUUACCCCAUGCUCAGUCCUGAGAUGUCACAAGUAGCAGCUUCGUGGCAUACCCCGAGCAUGUACCCCAUAUCAUCGGCGGCGAGCGGUUUCCGAAGUCCGUACCCCACCUCGCUGCCGAUACCAAGUUCUAGUCUAUCCAGUGAAUUAUAUCGGUUCUCGCCAACCCUAGGCGGUGGUCUAGGUCUAGGCCUGGGCCCAGCGUUGGUGCCGCCGCCCUCCUCGAAAGCCGACCUCGACUCCCACCAUGCACGGUAUGCGAGGUCGUUGGAGAAAGGCAGCAGCGGUAGUGCCAACGAGAAACCAGCUGAAAGUUCAGCGAACAGUAACAACAAAGAGCAGAAUAAGAAGCCUCAUAUAAAAAAACCACUGAACGCCUUCAUGUUGUACAUGAAAGAAAUGAGGGCGAAAGUGGUCGCAGAGUGCACGCUCAAGGAAUCCGCAGCCAUCAACCAGAUACUUGGCAGACGGUGGCAUUCCUUGAGUCGCGAGGAGCAAGCAAAGUACUAUGAAAAAGCGAGACAGGAGAGACAGCUCCAUAUGCAGCUGUAUCCCGGUUGGAGUGCAAGGGACAACUACGGUUAUGGUUCCAAAAAGAAAAAACGGAAAAAGGAUCGCAGUCCCGCUGAGCUGGGAGGAAAUAAUUUGAAGAAAUGCCGAGCGAGGUAUGGCCUCGACCAACAAAACCAGUGGUGCAAACCCUGCAGGCGGAAGAAAAAAUGCGUACGCUACAUGGAAGCCCUGGCAGCGGCGUCAGGGACCAUCGCGAUGCCGAUGGCGACCCCGCAGUCACCAUGUUCUGAAGAGGAUGUGAAGCUGGAGGAAAUGUCAGACGCGUCCAGCGACGGAGACAUCGACACACCCCUCAACUCCGCCUCCAGUCCGGGAGGGCUCAGCGCCCUUUCCUCUCUAGCGUCACCAGCGUCCGACCCCCCACCAAACCCUCCCCGCAACCCUGUAGGGACCAACCCCAGGGACGCAAAUAACCCCCUCUCUGUCGGCCAGCUGACAUCCCAGUCGUGGCCGCGAGCGGCGCAAGCGAGACCGGGCCACGAAGUCAUAUCAGUAUCAUAGUGACAGCGGAAUCUUAAAGGUGCCUGCCAGAACACGACAGUGCGCGGACCAGUGGCGUUUGAUACAGUGUACCAUAUAAUAAUUUUAGCUUGAGAGACUAACACAACCGAGGUAAAGUUAUAAUAUUGUGCAACUAGUCAUAUUUUUAUACACUGAAAAUGAUCACUUCACUAUUUCAACGGUGUUCGUGCUCACUAGUUUUUGAUGUGAUAAUUUUCAAUAAGCGCCAUCUGUGAAACGUUGUUAAAAACAAACGAGCGCCAUCUAGUAUUCGGGUCCGGAAACGAGUCGUGUUGGUUGUGAUACAAGUAAGGACAAUAGCUGCUACGUUUAGAACUUCACGUAGUUGUCUGCUUACAAGUCCGACGAUUAUUUUUACAGGUGCUAAAAUGUUUUGUUGUUGUUUGACAACGAGAAAUACUGGCAUUUUAGUGUAUAAUUAUUGUUUAUAAAUCUAUCAAACGUUUACAAACAAAUUUUUUGGCCAUUAGCGAGGGUGAAGACGUGGAGCAUGCUUGUGAUUAUUAAGGCAACGCUUUAAAAAUAAACAAUUAUUUAAAAAUCGGAUGCUGCCCCCCCCCACCCCCCUCCACAACCUACUUAAACCCCAGUAAUUUUACGUUUGCUACCGACGGGCUGUGCUCGCCUGAAGUCCGACUGCGGGGUGCAAAAUGCAUACAAAAAUCUGCGUGAGCUUGUUAAUUUUUAAAGGUCUUAUUCGCCAAAUCAGUAUGUCUUGUUUAAUUUAAAAACUAUUUACUAUUACAUAAAAAAUAAUGUGCAUAUUGAUGUGUUAGUUUAAUCUAUCCAGAAAAUUUUAAGUCUUAAAUCAGUCCCGUUUCCUUGUAAAAUGUAAACCUGUUUAAAGAAAACAGUUUUUGCGAUUUUGUUCUCUGUUAUGAAAGGACCGUGUCCUGGAUAGUAUCUAUGGUUCUGGGCCAUGACGAAGAACCGUGCCCCGGAUAGUAUGGGUUCUGGGCCAUGACGAGUCCCGAAGUAUUAGAUAGUGCAUCACCUAUAUCGGUAGUAUAUAUCGUUCUUAUGAACAUAUUUGGUGGGGAUACCUCGUUAGCAAAAAAGUUAACUGCGUUAUAUUAUAUUAAGGUGUCAGGAACCCAUUUCAUUUGUGACAAUAUCGCCUAUAAUUUAUCUGUGAAAUAUUAUAGGACACUGUAAUUCUUUUUACGACCAGAGCACCUCCUCUCGGUGACGGUGGUAACGGUCAAAAUUUAAACUUUGAAACUGACAAAAAAAUGCAAGGAAAAGACGCAAUAAAGUCUUUCUAUUGUACCUACAAAAAUGGGGUUCGAACCGUAGGUUGUUGCGCUCACAUAGCAAUUAUUAUUUGGUAUUCAGGAUAUACAAAGCAUCUGACACAGCUAAUAAAACUUACUUCAACAGAAAUGGCAGACAUAUUUUGAAGAUUUGAAUGAUUCUGAUGAAGAAUCUUCACAGAGAUAAAUGUCAACUAAGUCAUCAAUGUUGGGUUGAAUUUGGAUAACAAUAAAACUAUUUUUCUGCGACUGUACUCGUGAACCCCUAGCCUUUAGUAUGUGAUUCAUCAAUGGGCGCACCAUGGCCCAUAUCGGUACACGGUUCUUUUAUCAAUCACGUGUUAAGGAAAUGAUAAAUGAAAUACACAAAUAUCAGUCCCAAAUGUCUCGUAAUUGUUGACAAAAAUUGAGAUUUCUAAUAUUUGUGAUUCGUCGCCUUAAAUCGAUUGAUAUUUUUUAUCCACUUCACCUGGCUACUGGCUCAUAAAUUUGAUGAAACUUCCAAAUAGCGCCAUCUAGCGUUGAAGUUCUGCUCUAAUCGAGUAUAACUUUAAGCUCGGUGAAAACGUGGCCUAACAUUUUCUUUAAAUUUUCAUUAAGACAUCUAUAACUAAUGUUUAGUAUUUCUCGCAUCCAAACCACUUACUUGUUGGGAAUAUUACUGUUACUAAAUCGAUAAGGUUCCUUCAGCACGAAUGAUUGAAUUCACACACACACACAAACGCCAUUCUAAAUGAUCUCAAUAACGAGUCCGAAUCGAGUCAUUUGCAUUUUUAUAUUUCACUCAUAAUUUUCUAUCCAAAUAAAUAAUUUUAAAUAACAUUUCUAAAUGCACUUACGCUAUCCAUUGUCUAUGAAUAAAAAAAAAAAAAUAGAAUAACCAUUGAUUUAUUCUUUAUUCAUUGUUAUUGAAUAAAAAUAAUAUUAGGUUCAAAUAAUUUUGCAAACGUGAUUAAGAUACAAAUCAAGAGUGUACAACUCUUGCUCAUGAUUGAGUAAUAGAUUGUUAACAGUCGCACAUACCUUUAAAAACACAUAAUACGAUAAAAAAAAUAAGACACCCAUUAGCACUUUGAGAUUUGUUAACUUUUUUUUAAAGAAAUUUUAGCUUGGAAGCAAGUCUUUUUGCCAUAGUUUUUUUUUUUAAUCUAUUUAUGAUGGCUAGUCAAAACAAUUGUGCCAUUUUGGUUAAUUAUUGUUUAUUUAAAAGGAUUCAAAAUAAUUAAGUUAACUCACCACUUCAUGCUGUGAAUGUGGGAUCUAGAUUCUAAAUUAAAAAAAAAUCAUAUUAUGAUUUUUAUUUUCAUAUUUUCAUUCAUAUAAUAAUUUAAUAAUAUAAUAAUUCGGAUGAGGAGACCGCAAAAGUGGUCUAACCGAAAUGGGCCAUUUUGUGUUACAAAGUUGUUGUCUACCCCAAUGGGAAACAGGCGUGACGGUUAUUGCAUUGAAACAAAAAUAUUUUUUGUAUGUCUCUUGACUUUUCCUCUAUUAAUUAAACAUUCUGAAAAAAUAGAUAAAUAAAAUUUAAAAAAAUUAUAAAUGUAAAGAGUCUAAAGGUGUUUGGAUAUUUCGAUAUUUCUUUAUUAUUAUUUAAAUCAGUUUUUGAACUUAGAUACACUAUCUCUUGAAUUAAAGAUCGGCGACGCACAAGUGACUCCUCUCGUGAAUCAGGUAUUCAUGGGCGACGGUACCAGAGGGAGACUUUGUACAAAAGUCGAUUGUUUGGGUACCUCUGUUCCAUUCGUGUUUCAACCGUGAAGCAGUUGUGCUUGCAUGGCUGUGUUUCGGUUUGAACGGUGGGGUACGGCGUGAAUUUACUGGGUAGGAAUAACACCUGAGUCCUCAGGAAUGGCAACGCAUGGGGGGUAUCAUGGGUGAAACAGUAUACUCUGUUAUGUCCAUGGUACUGCUCAUGUCUAUGGCGAUGGUUACCACUUUACAUCAGGUGGGCCGUCAGCUUGUUUGCCAUUCUAAGUGGUAUUAAAAAAAAGGAUGGUAGCCGCUUUCCUUCAGGUUGGACCGUCUGCAUGUUUGUCUCCCUAAAAUAAAAAAAAAAUAGACAUCUAAUUAAUUCUAAUUCACUUUUUAAGCUGCAGCAGUUUAAGUAAUAUAAAAAUUAUAUAUUUGGAUAUAAAAAUAUGAGAGUUAAUUCGAUCAGUUCGUGACCGGUCUACCCGAUGUCCUUGAUGUACACUGUUCUAUUUACUUGAAUAUUUUCUAUGCUGUGGCAUUAGUUUCACUUUAAAUAUUUGUUCAAAGAGGAAAGCUUAGUACCGAACACUAAUAUAAUUAAUUCGCUUUGUUUCUACGUUUUUGUUUUUUAUGUAUAUAUGACAUAUUGGACAACUGCAAUUGGAGUACAUACUUUCUGAUUAUUUUUUAUAUCUGUGUCUAUCGUAGGAGUUUAUUCAUAAUUCUUACAUUAAAUUAAACGUCUAAAACUAUAAAUGAAACUUCUAAAUAUUUAUUGUUUAUAUAUUUUCGGGAAUGUGUUUAAUUUUUAAUAGAUUCUAUAAUAUCUGUUUUAAUAUAUGAAAUAUUAUUGAAUUUUGAAUUUUGAAUUAAAAAAAAAAUGUACUCUUGUAACUACAUUAAAUGUGCCAGUGUAGUGUAGUGUACUUAUCCCAAGAUUUGUUUGCCAUUUUUACUUUAUUUGGUAAAUUAAUUUAACCAGUAUAAAAUAUAUAUUUUAAUUGUAUGAAUUUAGUUGAACCAUGAAUUAUUUAGGUUAUUUUCCAUCUGUGUAUGUGGUUUAUCUAAAUAUCCGAUAAAUAUAUAUUUUAUAUAACUUUCUGACCAUCGUAAAGCCUGAAUAAGCGUAUAUAAACACUAAUCACCUAAGCUUUCCUCAAGAAAUAUUUAAAAGAAAAUUAUUUAGAGAUAUAUAACGCAACUUUCUGACGCUCAAAAUAUUUUUCAACGCUCUCUUGAAAUGUUCAUAUUUCCAAAUCGAUUAUCUACAGACACACACACACACACACACACACACACAUAAAACAGAAUUCAAUGUUCUUUUCACACUUUGAACUUUAACACCAUAUAAAUAAAAUUGAAUAUAGUCUGCUUAAGGGUCUGCGUGGACGAGGGACAGUUUUGAUAUCUGUCCUCUACUCGUUUUUCUGUUAUAUUAAUAAAAAAAGAUACCAAGAUCAUUCACAUACAAAGCCUACUUUUAAAUAAAACUAAAUCGUCCGGACGAUAUUUUUAUAUAUUUCGAUAUUUUUAUGAAAAAAAUACCGAAAUUAACAGUUUCGAGUUUUCUAUUUUUUUUUUUUUUUUACAUCUUUAACUUUUUUUUUGUUAGUACUUCUCUUAGUUAUUAGUUCAUUUAGAGUGACAAAGUUCCCCUCGUGUUUGCAAACCCUGAAGUUUCUUACUAACUUGUGUCUAUAAAGUAUGAAGUAAUAUGUUUACCUCCAUGAUUUGCCUGCAUUCGACGGCCUGCACCAUAUAGGUUCCAUGUAGCAUUUAGAAAUAAAUUUUUUAGUUUAUGAAAUAUUUUCCCCUCGCACUUAGAUGUGUAUGAUAUAUUUGUAAGGCGUUGCGGGGAGAAAAUUGAUUUUCCGUUGUACGGAACACUUUAGACUGUUGUAGGAUAGAUUAGUCACAACGUAUGAGUGAAAUUAUUACCACUAUAUUGUACCGAUUCGUCCUUUCAACGAACAAACGUGAAAUACAGGUUGUUUAAUAUAUAUUUUAUAUAAAAAAAAAUUAGUAAUUAAUAUUUGUGAAAUUGGAAAUCUUUCCUCAAUAUCGAUGUGUGAAAAAUAAAAAUAAUAAAUUUUGUUUAAUGUGGGAUUAUUUCCACACCAUAAGAAGAGAUUUCUUGCCCACUAUUACCACACUAGCGAAAUCUGUUAAAGAGUUUUAUUUCGAGUUUUUCGAGUAUUCCUAUAUUAAUGUGGGGAAGUGACUAAGGAAUAAAACAAAUACGACCAUAAAUACUUACUCGAUUUGUUUAGUUAACUUUUACUUACUAUUUCCACACUAUAAGAAGAGGUUUCUUGCCCACUAUUACCGUACUGGUGAAACUGAUAAAGAGUUUUAUUUCGAGUUUUUCGAGUAUUCCUAUAUUAAUGUAAGGUAGUGACUAAGGAAUAAAACAAAUACGACCAUAAAUAUUUACUCGAUUUCUCUAGUCACCUUUUUUUUUACAUUAUCCUAGGAAUAAAAAGUUCUAAAAUUCUAAAGAAUCAUUCUUAAUCUUUCGAACUAAAAAUUCAGUUCAAAUGAUGAAUGACAAGAUUCGAGUCAGAAUUACUUAAAUUUAGUUCCCGGUGGUCCGUGACAGAAUUCUCCGAAAAUUAUCGAUUUAAAAUAUUUUCCGAUGUGAAUUUAGAGAAAUUGACCUCAUUAUGUGCCCAUAAUAAUUGAUUUCUAAUAUCGAAAUUUCCAAAAUUGCAUUUCAUAUGUUCGAAUAACGUUGGGGGAAAAUUGUUCAAUUCUACAAAUAUUACUAUCGAGUUUUGGUUUCUAUACUCUUUCCAUUAAAAAAUGGUUAUUUUUUCAUUGUAAUUACAGUAUAUAAAAACUUUAAUACUGUAUUGUACAAUUGAAUACAGAAAUAUAUAAUGUAUUUUUACAGAAUUAUCACAAAUUAACUUUUUUAUAAUUUUGAUACAACCUUUUGUUUAUAUGAAGUUUCUAAUACAGUUAUGUCAUUUAAAUACAUUAAAUAUAUAUACGUACACAUAAUAUUUUUGUAAUAGAAUGUAUAUGGUUCACUAAUACAUAAUGGAGAUUCCUAACGCAAUCGUUACAAGGUAUUAAUGAGUUUUUUUUUUUUAUCUUAAUAAUAAAUUAAUUGUAACCAACUAUAUUUACAUUCAUGAAUUAACAACAUUAAGUCAAUGUAUUCCGUAAUAUGAAUGUUUUAAAGAAAUAUAAAAUUUCUUCUCAGUUUUAUUGUUUUUCCAUUGGUCAGUGAAUCGGAUAUUUGAGGUCGAUUUGGUACAAUACGGUCUUUGUAUAUGUGUAAGUACAUACAUGAUGUAAAUGUAUAAAAAAUAGGUUUAUUGUAACUGUGUCAUAUUAGAAUGUAAGUGUACUAUGCUACUUACCUAUACAUAUUACUAUAAUAAAAAGAAUUUUAAGAAAAUAUUAGUUGAAAAUUCAAUGUCUCACAUUUGGUGGAAAGAGAUUUCUUUUUUUACAUUUUUGUGAGCCACAGACUAUACAUAGCUGGCGAUGUAUAUACAUUUGUAAUUCAAUAUUUAGAGCAUUUUUGGUAUAAAGAUUAAAAAUAAAAAUUAUUGCAUUUAUAUUAUUAUUAUUAUUAUUAUAUAAAAAGUGAUUAAUUUCCCUCGGAAUGUUCUCGAUGGUUUGUUUUAUUCGACACAACUUUUUUUUUGUUAAUUACUUUUUAUUGUUAUUAUUAAGAAUUUUAACGUUGUUAAUCGCAAUACGACUCCAAGACUAUGAUUUUUAAAUUGUGCCUGCGUUGAUUGGAAUAUUGUAAUUCAAUAUAAAGAUCUAGUUAUUUUUAUUAGGACGACAACAACAUUAUGUGCUCUAUGACAAAAAAAAAUACAGAUAAAGAAUCACUUUUUUACAAUAUUGACCAGUGUGUAAAAUCUUAAAAAUAUCACAUAUGAUCAGCCGUACGAUUUUGCAUGAAAUCUAACUUUGUGCAAUAAUAAAACUAUGGGUACUGUAUAGUCUUCUAAAUAUAAAUUAGAUUUCUUUUUUUUAGAACUAAUUUUUUAAAGUAUUUCCUAAAAAAAACCAGUUAUUUUGAAUUUGAAUUUUGUUUCCUACAGAAGGAAUUUUUAUUUCUUUUUAUUUCUUUUUUUGUCUACAUUCUUUCUUUUACUUUGUAGUAUUUUUUUUCUCUAUUUUUAAUAAGUAAGCAAAACCGUGCCAAAACCAUCUAGAACUGUAAACAGAUUGCCAGGGAACCCGGCCUUCGCUUAUUGACACCACGUUUUUGAUACAGUUACAUACGUCCAUUUUGUUAAAGGAAAUUGCACUUAGUUUUUGUUAAUAUUAAGUCCAAUUUUCAAUAUUAAUAAAUAAUUAUUUCGUUGUUUUGAUUAAUAGAGCCUUGUUAUCAAUGUUAUUAGGUUCAAUUUUAUAUUUCUGCAUCUAAUAUAAAAAAAGCUAAGGUAGGCCCUCAUUUAUAGCAGCAAUAAAUAAUACAUGCCAGUAAUUAACUAACUUUUUUUUAUUAUAUCAUUUAAUGUUCUAUGUAGUCACGUUUUAUUUAAAAACCUUAGUAACCCAAUUUCACACUUGCACAGUCUGAGAUUCAAUGGCUGGUUAAGGCAAGCUUGUCUGAAAUAAAUUAAAAUGCUUACCCAAUAGGGUUACGUAAUAACGUGGAUUGAAAUUUUAGUUUUAUCUUAGUAUACAGGUUCGAUUCUUGGAUAACAGGAUUUGAAGCUGUAUAGAUACAGAUUGAAUGGUUUAUUACGCGGAGUAAUUUCUGUUAGUUAAUUUUAAGAAAUGCUCACGACUUAUAUGUCAUAAUUAGAUAAUCGAGUAAUUAAAGUGAACUAUAAAAUAGUGAAACAAAAUAAAACACCAUCGUAAAAAACGCAUGUCGUAUAAACAGUGUUAAAUUGACAUCAUAAGUCUCCAGGGAGUCCUAUCUGUGACAGUAAAUAUUUCCCAAAUGGACAUUGGUUGGGAAAUAACAAAAUUUUUAAACUAUCAUGACUUAAAUGCUUUGAAUGAGUUAUUAUGAGGUUGAAGGUUUUUUUUUUGUAUUAUUCGAUCCAUUUUUCUUUAGAGUAAAUAUUGUUACAUUGGUAUAAAAACCUUGGAAUGGUGCUGUUGGAAUAAAUUUUUCUAAAUUUAUAUUUGAAACUAAUAUUUUAAUUGGAAAAUUUCGUGAAAUUAUUGUUUUAUAUACAAUUAUCAACAUCAUCUCACCCAUUAUCUGUCCAUUGUUGAACAUAGGCCUCCUCCAUAGAAAAAUCUUGGGGAAAAAUUUUUAUAGGUUCUUACAAUAAAGGUUUCGCUGUUUAAAAAAAUGGUGCCUCAGAAUCGACCCUACUGAUUUAUAUUUCACUCUGUAUAAUAUUUAACAAUAAAUAUACACUAAUAUGUGUUUUUAAUGCACUUUCUUCCACACAUAACCACGCUUUGGAAUCGACUUUCAGCAACAGUAUUUCCGAACAGAUACGACAUUGUAAUCUUAAAAAAAAAACAAAUAUUCCUUUUUACUAGGCCUGCAGCAUACAAUGCUCACGGUAUUUUGCGUGCUAAUGCGUGGCGGUAAUCACUUACCAUCAGGUGAGACGCAUGCUCAUUCGCCCCUUGUGUAUAAUAAUAUAUACCAUUUAUUUUAGUGCUGUCAAUGUGCGAAGGUUCCGUGAACGAUCAGUAAUAAUUAUUAUGACUGUGCCAAAUUUAACUAUUGUAAAUGCGACGGUAUCUUAUAAAUAGCCUGUACCUCUGAAAGGUCUUUUAUGUUGAUAGAUUAUAUAAAUUGUUUUUAUGGUUAAGAGGUAAAGACACGGCUUACGAGCCCGUUAUAUUAUUUUGUAGAACGAAGGGAAAUGUGAAAUUAGAAAACUCAGUUAUUAGGUCCGGUCCCAUUAUCUUGUGUUCAGUUGAACCAAUAUUAUUUUAAUAAACAACUUAAAAAUUGUA